Aspergillus vadensis CBS 113365 is the source of this 1239-nucleotide messenger RNA. RefSeq names its product fumarylacetoacetate hydrolase family protein. The coding region runs from base 1 to 1239 and encodes 412 amino acids. The transcript has 3 exons. Gene Ontology annotation, biological process: L-tyrosine catabolic process; L-phenylalanine catabolic process; homogentisate catabolic process. Lineage: Eukaryota; Fungi; Ascomycota; Eurotiomycetes; Eurotiales; Aspergillaceae. Gene Ontology annotation, molecular function: fumarylacetoacetase activity. The record is from RefSeq and is a predicted model, not a curated record.
AUGACCUCUCCCUCCUACUCCGACCACUUCUCCAUCCACAACCUCCCCUACGGCAUCGUCUCCUCACCCUCCCAUCCCACCCCGCAAUGCGUAACCCGCGUCCACAACACCGUCAUCUUCCUCUCCGACCUCCAAUCCGCCGGCCUCUUCUCCUCAAUCCCAUCUCUCCCCGAGAACAUCUUCUCCAACACCACCCUUAACCCCUUCGCCUCCCUCCCCCGAAGCACCCAAACCCAAGUCCGCCAUGUCCUGCAAUCCAUCCUCCAAACCCCCUCCCUCCCCGAAUCCAGCACCGCAGACAUCACCACCGUAACCAUGCAUCUCCCCGUCUCUAUACCUUCUUUCACCGACUACAGCGCCAGCCUCCCCCACAAUCAACACGCGGGGCAAAUCAUCCUAAACCACCCGGCCCCACCCCCAGCAUUCUUCCACUUCCCCAUCGGCUACGCCGGCCGCGCCAGUACCAUCUCCGUCUCCGGCACCCCAGUUACCAGACCAUCAGGGCACUUCUACGACCGAACCGAUCCCUCAUUCCCACAGACAAAGAAAGUCAUCUUCGGGCCAUGUCGCGCACUAGACUACGAGCUCGAACUGGGGAUCAUCAUUGGAAACCCCCUCCCUCGGGGACAGGGCCUCAAGGCCCAAGAUGCGGAAGAGCAUAUCUUUGGGUUGGUAAUGUUGAAUGAUUGGAGUGCACGCGACAUCCAAGGCCUCGAAAUGAUCCCGCUCGGCCCACUAAACGGGAAGAACUUCGCGACUACAAUCUCCCCCUGGAUCGUCACUCUGGAUGCACUGCAGCCGUUUAAGACGCCCGGUCCGGAACCGAGAGUUUCCCUCCCGGCGCAUUUGCAGGAUCCGGGGGAGUUUAACUAUGAUAUUAGUGUUGUGACGGAACUUGAAGCCGGUAGUGGUGGUAGUAGUACUGUGCUGGGACGGGGUAAUGCGAAGGACCUCUUCUGGAGUAUCAGACAGAUGUGUGCGCAUUUGGCGAGUACGGGGUGUGAUUUGCGCACGGGGGAUAUUUUGGGCACGGGGACGGUGAGCGGGGAGGAGGAGGGGUCGUAUGGAUGUCUUUUGGAGGUGACGGAGGGGGGGAAGAAGAGGGUGAAGUUGGAAGGAGGUGUUGGGGAGGAGAGGGGGUAUUUGGUUGAUGGGGAUGUGGUGAGGUUGACGGCUUGGGCUGGAGAGGGGGUUGGGUUUGGGGAGUGUGUGGGGCAGAUAUUGCCUGCGAGGAAUUGA